Molecule: messenger RNA, 1519 nt
Organism: Monascus purpureus
Lineage: Eukaryota; Fungi; Ascomycota; Eurotiomycetes; Eurotiales; Aspergillaceae
Source: the annotation of a GenBank genome assembly
CUCCUGUCUCUUCUCUUCGGUCAACCAUCUACCCUGAGCCUUACCUAUCGCUUGUUGACAGCCUUUAUCGACUUGCCUUUCAGCUAAUAUUUUAACCUCACAUUCAUUCUCAUUUACUUUUAUUUCAUUAUGGAAAUGUACAUCAAUGCUCUCUUAAAGUUACUAGGUGCAAUGGCUCAGGAUGCAACUCUGCCCUUUGAACAGAGGCAGCAAGCUACAUAUGCCUAUGUCUUAUUCUUCACCCAUCGCAACCCCUUUAGGCUUAUGGUUCACAUUGCCGCUAUCUAUGAUGGAAAGUUUCUGAUCCAUCCUUCCCAUCAAGCCAAAAUUAUAGCUGAGGAUAGGGAAACCCCAGUUAACCGCUUUGGAAGAUUCAUCAAUGCUAUUGUGGUGGAUUUCAAAGUCGUCCCAACUGUUGGCGAUUUCGAAGGCCAUCCAAUCGAAUUAGUUACCAGUCUCGAUCCUGCUAUUGAAAAUGCAUUGGAUGGGGUUGAGAGACUUCGAGUCCAUAGCGCUCUUCUGUCAGCUGAGAAAAAAGCCAACGAAGACCUCGUCAAAAGUACUAGAAAGUACGGCUAUCACUACAUAUUCAGGUUCGGUCUGCGGCAGUACUACAUGACGAGGACUGUCGCGUCAAUUAUCAAUUUCUGGGGACAGGAUGCUCGUGGCAAUGAGUAUAGAGUCCGUGCCCAGAAGGUUUGCUAUGAAGUCAUGGAGGCAGGGGUGAAGUUAAAUGCUGCAGAAAAACGAGCUGUGAUACAAGCUCUUCAUUGUGCACCAGAAGAUGCAUAUGCAUUCUGGAAUUGGAUGGAAAGGAACCGCAGUGCUUACUUUGCGAUGAAAGCUUGCAUUUCCUUAUUGGAAGCCCAUAACUAGACAUUCAUGAUAUCCGCUUUAUCUAAAGACAGCAACAAAUUCUCGAUCUUCCUUUGUCUUCUUUCCAACACAUGCUACCUACCCCCCCUCGCACACCUUAUGUUUACAUGGUUAAACCGAACCUGCAGCAGCUGAAUCAUUAUAUGAGUGAUAUAAUGUUUCUGUGUUUUACAACCACCUAAGAUGCAAAACAUGGAGAUAGAAAGUGUUUUACUUGGCAACACAUGCGACUGGAGCAAGGAAGAGUGAUUAAUACUAUACAUGCCAGUGUGCAGGAUCACAGGCAUUUCAUUGUUGCUUUGUCUUCUUCUUCUUCUUCUUCUUUUUUUUUACAUUGCCGCAUCUCAUCUUGUUUCCCUUUUUCUCCCUGUCUUUGACUUUCUUACAGGACAGGCGUUUUACUUGACGUGUGUAUCAUCAGAUAUUGUUAUUUUCUUUCCUCCUUCCUUCCUUCCUUCCUUUCUUUCUUCUUUUUUCCCCUUAGAGUCUCCUAACUUGUGACUUUGUGACUGUAAUUCUAUGGACGGAACUUUGUUAUUUUAGGAGGACCUGUUUAUGGGCUGGAGGAUGCUUUAACGCGGACGGACAGGGAUCUUAAUAGUGUAUUUAGGUAGAUGAUACUAUACAAAUUGUGCCAUUCGUG